Messenger RNA from Molossus molossus (Pallas's mastiff bat), 1252 nucleotides. RefSeq names its product armadillo repeat containing 10 (gene ARMC10). The transcript is spliced from 6 exons. Gene Ontology annotation, cellular component: mitochondrion. The record is from RefSeq and is a predicted model, not a curated record. NCBI's taxonomy places the organism in Eukaryota, Metazoa, Chordata, Mammalia, Chiroptera, Molossidae. Gene Ontology annotation, biological process: negative regulation of intrinsic apoptotic signaling pathway by p53 class mediator. The coding region runs from base 1 to 924 and encodes 307 amino acids.
AUGGGCGGCCCCCGGGGCGCGGGUUGGGUGGCGGCGGGCCUGGUCCUGGGGGCCGGCGCCUGCUACUGUAUUUACCGGCUGACGCGGGGCCAGCGGCGAGGCGGCCGGGGCCUUCGGCUGCGUCCCUCGCGGUCCGCAGAAGACUUAACCAAUGGUUCAUAUGAUGAUGUCCUAAAUGCUGAACAACUUCAGAAACUCCUUUAUCUGCUUGAAUUAACUGAGGAUCCUAUAAUUAUUGAGAAAGCUUUGGUCACUGUGGGUAACAAUGCAGCCUUUUCAGCUAACCAGGCCAUUAUUCGUGAACUGGGUGGGAUUCCCAUUGUUGGAAGCAAAAUCAACAAUCCCAACCACAGUAUUAAAGAGAAGGCUUUAAAUGCACUGAGUAACCUGAGUGUGAAUAUUGAAAAUCAAAUCAAGAUAAAGGUAUACGUCCAUCAAGUCUGUGAGGAUGUCUUCUCUUGUCCCCUGAACUCCCCCGUGCAACUUGCAGGACUGAGAUUGUUAACAAACAUGACAGUUACCAAUGACCAUCAGCAUAUGCUUACCAAUUACAUUACAGACCUGUUCCAAGUGUUGCUUACAGGAAAUGGAAGUACCAAGGUUCAAGUUUUAAAACUGCUGUUGAAUUUGUCUGGAAAUCCAGCCAUGACAGAAGAACUACUUGGUGCCCAAGUGGAUUCCCCAUUCCUUUCCCUUUAUGAUGGCCACGUGGCAAAGGAGAUUCUCCUUCGAGUGCUUACACUAUUUCAGAAUAUAAAUAACUGCCUCAAAAAGGAAAGCCAUUUAGCUAUUCAGCCUACUUUCACUAAAGGUUCGCUGUUUUUCCUGUUAUAUGGAGAAGAAUGUGCCCAGAAAAUGAGAGCGUUAGUUAAUCACCACGAUGUGGAUGUGAAGGAAAAGGCAACAAUAAUACCCAAAUUCUAACUAGUAGGUCAUAUUUUUCCAGAGUAAUGCAGUCUGGAAGUAAUGCAUAUAAACUUAAUCUUUACAAAGGGAUUCUUCCAGUUGCUGAAUUUAAACAGUAAGUAUCAGAUUUCAUCAUUUACACAGCUGUAACUUGCCACAGUCUUCUGGUUUAUUUUGGACCAUUUUAUUGAUACCAAAUGAAUAUAACAACUUAUUCUGAAAUAUUUUUUAUUUUGCUAUUUGCUGAACUACUUCACUUAUUUCCUCUAAAUGAAUUGACAGUGACCUUUUUAUGUGUAAGCUACUCUUCUGCUGUUUGCUGUGAUUUUUUUUUUUUUAUCCUCAC